This is a messenger RNA of Limulus polyphemus (Atlantic horseshoe crab), 1768 nucleotides long. RefSeq lists its product as uncharacterized. Bases 268 to 639 code for a protein of 123 amino acids. The transcript has 4 exons. Lineage: Eukaryota; Metazoa; Arthropoda; Merostomata; Xiphosura; Limulidae. The record is from RefSeq and is a predicted model, not a curated record.
AUCUGCCAACGGAAUUACCACUAAAUGGCAGGUUUACGGGCCGUUUUGUCUUAGGCCAAAUACGAUUGCACGGGAUAUCGUGCCUUUGGUGUUAUUCAGCGUAACAGGUUGUUUCCAAAUGUCAUUUCAAGAAACUAUAAAAAAUUUGGACAGUCUUUGACUUUCAAAAUAACUCUGCUAAAAUUGUGAACUUUUAGUCAAACUGUUAAAACUGAAAGAAAUAAGAUAGAUCGUGAACUUAUUUUCUACAACUUGGAUUUUUGGCUGAUGAUGACAUCAAGAGAAGAGCACAUAAUCACAAAAUGGCAGUCAUCAUCGGAGUCAAUUGAAAAGGGAGAAAAUGUUGUUGAUCAUCGGUUGCCACUGCCCGUGGAGUCUGCGAGCUUCAAUCAAAAAGGUGGAGGUGUUAUAGAUCAUGAAUCAACACUGACGUUAAGUUCAGUUAAUGUGGAUAAAAAAGACGACGAGGUUAAGAUUGAACAGAACAUACAUUCUCACGUGCUUUUUGCCUUUAAUUACAAAAAAGAAAGUGAUGACCUUCUAAGAAAAGAUUUUAAACCACAGGAAGGUGUAAAUCUACAGCAACUGAUGGAUGAUUCUGACGUGUGCUGUGAUGUUGCUCCUAUAAAUUGUAUUUAAUGUCAAAGGAGGACAGACAGACAUUAUCAGAAAACACCAAGUUCAUUCCCAUUUGAAACUGAUAUACCAGAUUCUACAGAGAAAAUAUCACAUGUGGAUAGCUCAGCAUCUCCAGCCACUCCCAAAGCAGUUCAUGGACACCAGCGACGUAUUUCAGAAACUUCCUCGACCAGCUCCAAGAAAUCAUCAAUAUUCUCCUUUUUUAGAAAAUGACACAGUAGUUGUUUUUUAUAUGAAAACUUACAGAAAUUUGAAAUGCUUCUAGAGUGAGCACACAUCAAAUUUGGUCAAAGUUACUUAGAUUUUGUUAUUGGAAGUCUGAUAUUAGCACAAAAAAAUAUAUUAGUAAUAUAAAGCACUAAUAGGUGCACGACUGUUAAUCAGAGUGGAAUAUACUGUUAAAAUAUUCGUUUUUUUUUUUACUGAACUUUCUACUCCAUGAUUUUAUUUAUUCCUAGAUUCUUCAGUAAGAGCUUAUUGGCUGGAUUUACGCUAGAGAUAUUACAUUGUACGUUGUAUAAGAAAGACUUACCUAACUUUUAAUGAACUUAUUGUGUUUUCAGGACAAGACACUGCAAAAUGAUUUUAAAACUUUGAUUUUAACUGAAAAUUUUCUCACCAAAAAUUAAGUUUUCAAAGACCUUCAAUCUGUGAGUCAUGGGUUCAGAUACCAUUAUUAUUGGUAAAAGAGUAGCCCAAGAGUUGGCAGUAGGUGGUGAUGACUAGUUGUCUUCCCUCUGAUGUGUCAUUUUAAAAUUAAGGGUGGCCAGUAGAGAAAGCCCUUGUGUAGCUUUGCACAAUUUUAAACAAAAAAGUUAACAUGUAUAUGGCUUAAACUGGUACGAAAGGUUGUAGAAAGGAACCAAUUAGUGUAUAUGGGUAAGUGUAGUUCAGAAGACUUUGCAUAAUAAAAGUAAGACUGGGUGAUAUUCUCAGUCUGUUUCAUUUAAUAGGCAAGUUAUUGAAUGUCAUUAUAUUGCCCAGUAGUAAAAAACUUUAUGAAUUGGCCAAAUUUUGAGAAAAGGUUUAUUCUCACAGAAACACAACCUACUCCAGUUUUGGCUUUUGAUUCAGUUUCAUCUGAAUAUAAUUAACAACUUACACACACAAACCCAUCACCCAACAUUGA